UCAAUCGAUCCUUUGGUUAUGGCUUAUGUCAUACAGGAUGUGUUGGAUACCUUUACACCAACCGUUCCACUCAGAAUAACAUACAAGAACAGGCUCCUUCUGUCAGGUGCUGAGCUAAAGCCAUCUGCGGUUGCAAGUAAACCACGAGUUGAUAUUGGUGGCAAUGACAUGAGGACUUUCUACACCCUGGUACUGAUUGACCCGGAUGCCCCAAAUCCAAGCCAUCCCUCACUAAGGGAGUACUUGCACUGGAUGGUGACAGAUAUUCCUGAAACAACUAACGUCGGCUUUGGCCAAGAGCUAGUAUUUUAUGAGAGCCCAGAGCCAAGAUCUGGUAUCCACAGGAUGGUGUUUGUGCUGUUCCGGCAACUUGGAAGGGGCACAGUUUUUGCACCAGAAAUGCGCCACAACUUCAACUGCAGAAGCUUUGCACGGCAAUAUCACCUCAAUAUUGCCACCGCUACAUACUUCAACUGUCAAAGGGAAGCUGGGUCUGGUGGAAGAAGGUUUAGGGAUGAGUAGAGACCAUACACCACUGUAUGGUCACAAUAAAGAAAUAUCAUCAAUAAUGUGCCCUAUAUUGAACGGAAAAUGUACCACCUCUAUAGGCUGCAUGGUAUGUAUCGUACACUAUGAUUGUAUUGACUCAAAGGGUUGAGAGCUUAGUCUCUUUAUGGAA
Molecule: messenger RNA, 679 nt
Organism: Setaria italica (foxtail millet)
Lineage: Eukaryota; Viridiplantae; Streptophyta; Magnoliopsida; Poales; Poaceae
Product: protein HEADING DATE 3A-like
Exons: 4
Coding region: 19-522 (167 amino acids)
Source: RefSeq, a predicted model, not a curated record